AUGCGCCUCACGCUAUUCUUGCCGCCGGAGCAAUCCCAGCUACGGCUCAGCUGGGGACUAUUGGUUGACAAUCUAAAGCAGCUGAAUCCUGGUAUCUCCUGCCCUGAUCUUGAUGCCAGCAGGUCAUACUGUGUUAUAGGCACUGCCACGGAGGAACCAUCCAGCACCACUUCUACUUCUACGACAACGAAAACAACCAUAAUCAGCAAGUCUACUACCACCACAGUGACUGCCCCCAGCAACAGCCCCACCAUGCCCGGGGUUGCAAGCAAUUGUGAUGGAUUCUACCAGGUCUCAUCCGGUGAUCAGUGCGACACCAUUGCCGCGAAAUACGGUAUCUCCGAAGCCCAGUUCAAGAGCUAA
Messenger RNA from Penicillium waksmanii, 363 nucleotides. RefSeq names its product LysM peptidoglycan-binding domain-containing protein. Lineage: Eukaryota; Fungi; Ascomycota; Eurotiomycetes; Eurotiales; Aspergillaceae. The transcript is spliced from 2 exons. Bases 1 to 363 code for a protein of 120 amino acids. The record is from RefSeq and is a predicted model, not a curated record.